Lucilia cuprina (Australian sheep blowfly) is the source of this 625-nucleotide messenger RNA. RefSeq lists its product as uncharacterized. The record is from RefSeq and is a predicted model, not a curated record. Bases 57 to 461 code for a protein of 134 amino acids. The transcript is spliced from 3 exons. Lineage: Eukaryota; Metazoa; Arthropoda; Insecta; Diptera; Calliphoridae.
GGCUUAAAAAUUAUGCAUGAACAAUUUAGUAAUAAAGUGACGCGAGUCAGAGCAACAUGUUUAAGAAAGAAAUAUUUAAAUAUUUAAUUUCUUUUGUUGUGAUACUGAGUGUGAACAAUGUAAGGGGACAAAGUGAUAAGUUGGUUUUAAAUUUGCCAAAAAUACAAACAGAAAAUCUACAAGUCUACAGUAGCGAUAAUAAAGAAUAUCAAGUGAGCUUAAUACUACCCAACAGUGAACGCUCUGAACUAAUCAAACUAGAUCCAGUAGAUGGUCAAGUUGUGGUUAAAGGUUCCAUUAAUACCUAUUACCCUGAAAGUAAUACCAAUCUAUUGGUUAAUUAUGUGGCAGAUAAAAAUGGUUAUCGCGCUUCUUAUAAAAUAACCAACACACCCUCAAUACCUUCCAUUACCUUCGAUACACGUUUAUCCGGCAAUGAUUUGAAAACUUUAGCUGGUUAAAUUUUCAACUUUAAAUAAUCUCUAUACAUUAAGUAGUAUCCCCAAAAUAUAAUCUUAAUUACAUGUUACAAUUUUUUUUUAAGUAUUUCUAAGUUAGUUUUUACUAUAAAUAACUCCGUAUCACAUUUUAUUUGUUUGCGUACAAAUAUAUACAAAUUAUAAAA